GUCCUUUUAGGCUGCGUCAGUACCGGCGUGGGCCUCGUCGGUGUAACGGCCGUCGAGUCUCUCCCGUGCCUCUCGCCCUACGGCCAAAACAUCCGCUCGCAUCACCUCCACGUCACCUGCCCCCUACCCGCCGUGUUGACCAGAAGAAGACGAAGAACCCAAAAAAAAAGGACACCUACGGCCCGGUCCUUGGCACCUAUCUACCCUCCAACAUUUGCUCAUACUUGCUAACCAUGUCGCUGCAAAAUCGCCAGGCGACUCUUUCUGAAUGGCUCCGAACGUCGACCAUCGCUAUGUGAUUCUGCCCAGAAAUCCCCCGAUCCUUUCCGACGUCUUCCCACCCCGACCCCUCGAGCGUAGCCGGCAUCAUGACUUGCACGACGGCGCGACCAAGCCCAGCAGUCAAGUCUCGAUCAUGUCCGCAGAGGACCUCCCCCUGGACCUCUCUCGCACUUUGACGACGGGGUCCGACGGCUGGAGCAAUUCCGGAGACGACGACGAGUCGUCGGUCACGUCGGACACGUCGCAUGCCCGCAUCGCCCGUCGCCCGCAUUUCCCGCCGGUCCUCCCCUCCGUAAAUUCGUCUUCCAGCAUUUCCAAGAGCCUGCCUCAAAAGUUGGCCGCCACCAUUUCCGCAGUCGAGGGCUCCGCGAUCUCGGCCCUCGGCCAGCGCCUUCCCAAUCCGAGCAAGUCUCAGUCGCCAUCCACCCGCUUUCGACGUCUGAAGCCGCCGCUGCCGCCCGCCGAGGCGCUGGGAGGGUCCCUCAUAUCUAGCGCCCUGCGUACCGGCUAUCCACCGGAUCCCGGGAGUCCGCCCGACCAGAUCGAUGUCCCGAAGAGUGAGCGAACACGGUCGCUGCCGCGUAGCGUCCAUGAAGCGAUACCGGCACCCGCGGGUUCCCUAGCUACCGCGGACUCCUCGUUCCAGUCACGCAUCUGGAGCAGGCUGGAGGCGGGGGGUGGGGUAGGGGAUGAUGCCGACGACCAGAGUAUGCCGGGCAGCUUUGAAGACGAUGCCGACGACGAUUACGACGAGGAUGAUUACCAAGUGCCCAGUCGCGCCUCGUACAGCCUCCGCCGAUUGGCGGAACAGUACGCGAGGCUUAGAAACAAGAGGACUACCCUGUGGGAGAUAUUCGACGGCAUCCGCGCAAGGCGAACACGGGUCCGAGAUCUGCGUCAUGCCAAACACGAAGCUAACCUCGCCUUUAUGAGUGCUGUGCAGGCUAUACUUCCAAGCAAUCAAGAAUUGGAUCGGCUUUUCAAGGAUAUGCGAGAUGCGCAGUUCGUGUGUCAGGAAGCCGAGCACAGCUUCGACGAUAUGCUGGACGAGCUUGAGCAUGGCGAGGUCGAGCUGGAGCGCGAAGAGAGGCGAUUCUACACUGCCGCCGCGGACAUGGACAACACCGCUUCCGUCGAGUCUGACGACGAUACCGCUUCCCAGACUUCCCAGAAUUCGGUGUUGCGGGGGAUCAGCGGUGAUCGCCCAGAAGAUAUUCAUCCACUUUUUGAAGAACUCCGAGAAGCCUUUCGAAAUAUCCAGCUAGCCAAGGAGCUGCUGGCAAACACCCGAAUGAAGAGAAAAGCUAUGGGCACGAGAAAAUCCCAUUUGUUGUCUAUUGGUAGCAUAGAGUUGUUAGAGCAGUACGGGGAUGCAGGGAGGAGACGGGCGCUAGAACUGAGGCAGUCGGGGUUGAUGUCGGAAGAGGAUAUCGAAAUGUUGCAGGAAUAUGAUGGCUUGGAAAAGAGGGCCCUCUUCGACAUUGACCGGUAUACGGAGGAGGCGAAAAGACUGGAGAAGGAGUGUCGCGAGAAGGGUGUCAUGCCCAAGAACACCCCUUUUCAGCAGGAAGGGUUCGGAUUCAACCCUGUCCACAGAGACGAUAUCCAUUUGGGAGAGGGGCCAUCCGGCAGACCAGCUCCGAGACAAUAUCGCAAGACGCUGGCGCACCCAAUAUUCCCGAAACUACUAUACAACCCUACGCACGUUCUACAAAGCCCUCCGAUGACAGCGCAACAACAACUUCGAUUAGCCGUUUCGCUCCCCCCAGACACUCCCUCCCGGCAGAGGUACAUCGACGAUGCGGCUCGUGAGGUCAACAUCCAUUCGAUUCUCCGAGAGACGGGCGACCAAGACAAGAUUGGCUACAUCAAUCGCUGGCUGCUCCAUAAGCUCCAUCUGUCGCCUAUGGAGGCCGAACUCCUGUGGUCCACUUUUCACGUCCGUCUCAAGAUUCUCAACGUCGACAGAUGGCAGCAGGACGUGCUCCACCUGUGGUGGAAAGACCAAGCCUCCAGCCUACCUUCGGCUGCAUCCGAGUGCUUGUACGAAGACCGCAGCUCUGCGUCCGUAAGUCCAAGAGCAGACCUGCCCUCGAGGCGCCAUUCCGAUUCUAGCCAGCUGGAUCGUCUGAACCCUUGUGAUAUCGAAGAAACGCCCAGUUGAAACAGGCGGCAAUUUCGCUGGACCAGCUCUCUUUUUCUUCCCCCCCUCCUUUUUUUUUUUUUUUUUUGCGACAAGCAGGGGGGAAGGGCGCUUCCCCCAGCCACCAUAUCACAUCUGCGGCCCCGGUUCCUCCUGUUUGAUCUAUACCGACUAGCUUGGCCUUGACAUUGCAGGGCGCGAUACAACGUGUAAACCGCGCUGGGAGAGAAUGAAUGACGGAACUGGCCCUAUACCCCUUUGUAUUGCGACUUUGCGUUAUCUUGGUUAUUUUCAUCAUGAUUGCUUAGAAAGUGCCGAGACGGGAUGUCCUAUCUCGUCUACGUCUAUGGUACUCUCACCUUGACACCAAUGUGAGUUGCGCGGUGGCGUUUGGUUCGGU
This is a messenger RNA of Durotheca rogersii, 2825 nucleotides long. RefSeq lists its product as uncharacterized. The coding region runs from base 269 to 2446 and encodes 725 amino acids. Lineage: Eukaryota; Fungi; Ascomycota; Sordariomycetes; Xylariales; Xylariaceae. The record is from RefSeq and is a predicted model, not a curated record. The transcript has a single exon.